GCCAGAGUGAAACUAAUGAAGCAAAAUAUUGGAAGGGGCGAAUUUUCUCAGUUCCCCAAUUUGUCACAGACAAGCUGCCAGGAAGACGACGUUUCAACUCAUGUUCAACAUUUAAAUGCCCUUUAUUCAGACUUUGAAUCUAGGUUUAAGGAUAUUUUGACUAUGGUAAUACCACCAUGAAUAAUUAAUCCAAAAUGUUGACAAUUUAUUAUUAAAGCACCAGGUUCUUCUCACUAAAAAUAUUGACUUAUUGCU
Acanthoscelides obtectus is the source of this 255-nucleotide messenger RNA. NCBI's taxonomy places the organism in Eukaryota, Metazoa, Arthropoda, Insecta, Coleoptera, Chrysomelidae. The record is from the annotation of a GenBank genome assembly.